This is a messenger RNA of Thamnophis sirtalis, 2537 nucleotides long. The record is from RefSeq and is a predicted model, not a curated record. Lineage: Eukaryota; Metazoa; Chordata; Lepidosauria; Squamata; Natricidae.
GAACGUUUGGCGAAAGAUAUCAUGCAAGACAUUGGAUACAAUGACAUCGUGGUUCUCUGUGUACUUAAAGGUGGCUACAAAUUCUGUGCUGAUCUUGUGGAGCAUAUUAAGAACCUCAGUAGAAACUCAGAAAAGUUCAUCUCCAUGAAAGUUGACUUUGUCAGAGUGAAAAGUUAUCAGAAUGACCAAUCUACGGAAGAUACUCGGAUCAUAGGAGGAGAUGACUUUUCAAAACUGGCUGGAAAGAAUGUGCUUAUUGUGGAGGAUAUCAUUGGAACUGGAAAGACUAUGAAAGCACUCCUUGACAGUAUUAAAAAAUAUAAACCCAGCAUGGUUAAAGUUGCAAGCUUGUUGGUGAAAAGAACAGUUCUACCAGAUGGAUUCAGGCCUGACUAUUAUGGAUUUGAAAUUCCAGAUUUAUUUGUGGUGGGUUAUGCCUUAGACUACAAUGAGUACUUCAGAGACCUAAAUCACUUGUGUGUUAUCAAUAACCACGGCAAAGCAAAAUACAGAGUCUAAAGAAUAACUAAUCAACUUUGACUGGAACAUUGGUAGUCCUCAUGAUCAUCUCCAUAAGAACAGACCAACUCAUCUCAUUCAGACUCGACUACAUAUGGCAACAUCCCCUGGAAUGAUCACCUUGGACUUUGACACAAUUGAAUUCCUUUAUUUCCUUCAGACUUUUUAGGGUAACCAGGAUGAGUAAAAGGCAGACAUAAUACAGUAUUCUACGUGCAAAAGAAUAGAAAUUACAGGUGAAAGGAAACUUGGUUUUUAAUUUUUUGCAUCAUGCUUUGACCAAACUUAUCAUGCCAGAUUUGUUGGAGUUAAAACUCCCAUUGUUUUUAACCAUCAAGCUUCCUUACCCUGUGUAACAAGUGCCUUUAAAAUGUGUAUUAAACACAACUGCACAAUGAUCAGUGGGCUCUGUGGGGCUAUUAUAACAAUGAUUACAUUUUAAUGGUAUAGUUUGUUAGCUCUUUUUUUCAGUCAGCGUUGUAGUGCCUUUACUUAAGCUGUUUUUAACAGAGUUUUGAAUGCAUAAUUGUUACCAUCUCCUUUUUAUGACUCAAUCAUUGUUGAGAUAUUUAGUCUCACCCAUUAUUUAAAACUCAGAGGAUCAAAGACCUCAAACUAAAUGAUUUUCUCUUAGCUCCAUAGCUCCUUGUAGAAUCCCUGAGCUAAAUUAGGCUGGUCAAGAAUAGCUUUGAGUUCAUAGAAACAAACAGACUGCAUUGUGGUUUAAACAUUGGGUUUUGUAUAUCAUUGCUUUUGUUUUAGUAUUAUGUGUGAACCAUCUCAUUAUAGCAUGUUCAGCAAAACAUAGUUUUAAACCAUAUUAUGGAUUGCAGGCGGUGAAGAAGUGCCAUAAUUAAGCAAACAAUUAUCAUCUUAUUCAAAGUCCAGUAUUAUGUACAUUAUAUUAUAACCCUCUACUAUGCUUCAAAAUUAAUUUAGGAUUUGAAAUGAUAGUAGUCCUUCCUCUUACCCAGAGGAAUUCAGAAGAUGGCAAUUUGUCAUCUUUUAUUUGUUUCAGCAGCUUCUUGCUUUCUAAAGUUGAUGGGAAUUGAAAUCCAGUAUCUGGGGGAUAGGAGACAAUUGCCUACGCUUCGUCUGAUCUUAGUGUCAUGCUGUCUUUGUUCAUUUCUUUGUCUUCUGCUGCUUACAUCUCCACAAAAUUUGUUCCAAUGCCACUUUCUUUGUUUAGAGCUACAACUCCUGUUCAGGGAUACAAGAACUAAUUUGGAAUCAUGGGACUAAUAUAAGCAAGUGUAUUAACACAGUAGAUCAUGGAAAACAGAAUUUGCAUACCAUAAAUGUUAAAAUUUAUUGCAUUGUUACUGCUUUUGUGAAAUAUAUCUGCAGUGGCUAAUUAUGUACUGAGUCUUUCCCAAAUAAGCAUUGUCCAGAUGUAUUGGGACUGGAUAUCCCAGAAUUCAUCUCAGGAAUUCUAAGGACCAUGCUCUGGCAAUUGGCUGGGGACUCCAAUGUGAGAAUCCCUUCCUGAAGGGGCUGGUAGAUUUAACACAUUGGUCUUUUUUAUCCAGUUCAUUCUUAAAUUUUAUGUUUUAACAUUUAAUGCUCAAUGUUUUAUGCUUUUGACCUUCUAAUUGUUUUAUAAUGCUAUUAUGAUACUGUAAACUGCCCAAAAAUCACUUGAGAGUCAGGUGGACAGCAUAUAAUUUUAAUUAAUAAAUAAUCAUGCUAACACAUCUAGAGAUGUAAGAUUAGGGGAAGCCAAUAUAUCAAAUCCUCAGCUAUCCUAUAAUAAUCAUUGAAGUCAUCUUUGAAUAAUUCUGGCACAGAUUAAUUAAUUUAUAAUCUUAAUUUAGGUUAUAGUUCAAAGCAUCCCAAUCGAUUUAUGGUGGAAGUAUUGAUCCAACGAUAUUUGGAUUGAUGGGACAUGCCUAUUGUUCAGUUGUGACUCUAAUACAAUUGUAAGCCUCUUGGUGCCUUCCGUUGAGCUAUAAUUCUUUUGUAAAGCAAAUAGUUUACUGUAUUUAAAAAACUUGGCAUUAAAAGGUAUUGAACUCUUA